Corythoichthys intestinalis (scribbled pipefish) is the source of this 2931-nucleotide messenger RNA. Its product is annotated as WD repeat-containing protein 70. The record is from RefSeq and is a predicted model, not a curated record. Lineage: Eukaryota; Metazoa; Chordata; Actinopteri; Syngnathiformes; Syngnathidae. Bases 83 to 1978 code for a protein of 631 amino acids. The transcript has 18 exons. Gene Ontology annotation, molecular function: protein binding. Gene Ontology annotation, cellular component: nucleus; site of double-strand break.
AUCUAUUUGCCAUAACCCCAAAGAAGAAGAACUCCGUAGAAGAAGAAGAAGAAGAAUUACUUCCGUCAAUCCGUUGUCCAACAUGGAUACAAGCAGCACUGGAGGCAGACUGGAUAAUGAUGGAGACAUCACUUCAGUUAUGGGAUUCUCUGGCUUUGGAAAGAAAGCCCGCACGUUCGACCUGGACGCCAUUUUUGAACAGACCCGGCGUACAGCCAUCGAAAGGAGUCGACAAGUGUUAGAUGACAGACAGAAAGAAAUGGAGGCGCCAGGGGAAUGCUCAACAUAUGUCCCCAUACAAAAAGACACAGAAAAAGCCUCCAGAAAAGAGGACAUAAACAGCAGCAGUUCAGAUUUCAAACUUGUUGGCCCUCUACCGCAACAAAGAGACUCAAACCAAGUGGAGGAGGAUGAUCUGGUCGGCCCCCCGUUUCCUUUUGGUGACGAAGGCGGCACAACGCAGAGUGACAGCGAAGAUGAUGAAGAGGAGGAAAUUGACGAAGAUACUCCUGUCAAGAGGAUUCCAGACACUCACGAGAUCACCCUGCAACACGGCACCAAAACGGUGUCUGCUAUGGCCUUGGAUCCAUCAGGUGCCCGUCUGGUGACGGGCGGCUAUGACUUUGACGUACGCUUCUGGGAUUUUGCCGGGAUGGACAGAGCUCUCCAGGCUUUCCGCUCCCUCCAGCCGUGCGACUGCCAUCAGAUCCGAGCGUUGCAGUACAGUAUCACUGGGGACCGCAUCUUGGUCGUGUCGGGAAAUGCCCAGGCCAAAGUUUUGGACCGCGACGGCUUUAACGUAAUGGAGUGCAUCAAGGGAGAUCAGUACAUCGUUGAUAUGGUCAACACCAAGGGCCACACUGCGAUGCUCAACGACGGGUGCUGGCAUCCUAAACUGAAAGAGGAGUUCAUGACAUGCUCUAAUGACGGAACUGUGCGGACGUGGGACGUAAAGUCAGAAAAGAAUCACAAGUCUGUCUUCAAGCCUCGUUCUGUCCAAGGAAAGAAGGUCACACCCACAUGCUGUACUUACAGUCGUGACGGGAAGCUCAUAGCGGCUGGCUGUCAGGACGGGACUAUCCAAAUCUGGGACAGAAACCUGAGUGUGCACACAAAGUUCCACUGUCGGCAAGCCCACACUCCAGGAUCCGAUGUCUCUCGCCUUUCCUUUUCCUAUGAUGGCACUGUACUCGCUUCACGUGGAGGUGAUGACACGUUGAAGAUUUGGGAUAUACGCAACUUCAGGAAGCCAUUACACAUGGCUGGUGGACUGACAAACUACUUUGCUAUGACCGACUGCUGUUUUAGCCCAGACGAUCAGCUUGUUGUAACGGGGACCUCUGUGAAAAAAGAUGAGGGCAGUGGGAAGUUGGUCUUCUUUGACCGAAAGACCUUUGAGCAGGUUUACGAGAUUGAAGUUACUAAUGCGAGUGUGGUGCGCUGUCUGUGGCACCCCAAGCUCAACCAGAUCAUGGUGGGAACCGGUAACGGGCUAGCCAAGGUCUACUACGACCCCAUUAAGAGCCACAGGGGGGCAAAGCUGUGCGUGGUGAAGAGCAAAAUCAAAGAGAAGCACGCUGAAGCGCUAACCCAGGAGUAUGUUAUUACACCUCAUGCCUUGCCCAUGUUCAGAGAGGCCCGGCAGAGAAGCACUCGCAAGCAACUGGAGAAGGACCGACUGGACCCCAAGAAGUCCCACAAACCCGAACCUCCCGUGUCAGGACCAGGUCGAGGCGGCAGAGUGGCAGCUCACGGCGGCACCCUGUCUUCGUUUAUCGUGAAGAACAUUGCCUUGGAUAAAACGGACGACAGCAAUGCUCGGGAGGCCAUCUUGCGGCACGCCAAAGAAGCAUCGGAGAACCCGUACUGGGUGGCCCCGGCCUACAAGAAGACGCAACCCAAUCCUGUCUUUGCUGAGGACUCCGAAGAGGAUGAGGAGACCAAUAAGGAGCCAGAGUGGAAGAAGCGUAAGAUCUGACACCUGGGACGUCAGUUUCUUCUAUCCUUUUUUGGACUCCCGGUCACUCCUUUUCAAUAGCUGACAGACCCAGAAAAGAGGUACUGUCCGCUGUUGUCAUUUUUAAUUUGUCCUAUCAAAGCAAAAUACUUUCAGGGAUGGAAAAAAACCUCUCACUUUUGUUGUUUUUGCCAUCAUUUAUCCAUUAUGACUUUCAUCCUUUAGAUUUUCAAUAAACAAAUGAGAAAGCUUGGUCAAAUAAGAAUGGAGUUUUACUGUACUAUAUAAAUCAAAGUAGACUUGCAAGUUGGAGUCUCGUGAUUCCACCACAUGCAAUUCGAGUUAAAGCUGGCGUCAGUAAAUCAUUUAUUUACGAGCUGUUUUUUCCCCACCAUGUAUCAAAAUAUGUACCAGGCUUGCGUAUGUUGUGCAAUGCAUGCAAGAUUGGUCACUUUUUAUUGACUUAAUCUACUGCUAUUUGGUCAUGUGAGAAAAGUUAAACCUCGUUCUGUAAGUACCUACGCUAAGUAGUCAGUAGGUACAUAUUACUUUAUUUUGAAUUAGUUUUGUAAUGCAGGGCCAAUAAUUGAAUUCCGUUCAUCCACUGUAUCUUAAGUUAAGUUAAAGAGACACACCAGUCAUUUUUCAAUAUUUGUCACUGGUUCAUAGAUAACAUCGGUCAAAAUGGGAGGUUGCCCAGGUUAAAGUGUAUCAACAAACUACCAGAUUUGAAACUGGUCACCAUGUGAUGCCAUCAGGGGCAUUACCAGGAGGGGGCAGGGGUGGGCAGUGCCCACCCACAGACACGCUCUGCCCACGUAAAGAAAACUGGAUGUAGUACUAACGGCAGUCUGGGCACCGUGUAAGGUAUCCCAUUCAUAUAGUACUGAUGUGUUCUAAGUUUUAACCUUUGCGUUGUUGUUACCUCCUCUUUCACCAAAAAAAAAAAAAAAAUGUUGGUUUUGUUCCUAGGG